AUGUCUCAAAUUAAAGUUGAUACUUCCAAAUGUGUUGGUUGUGGUCUUUGUUGCAAAGAGUGUAUGUGUUGUGUUUUGAAAUUGGAGUCUGGUAAGGUGUAUGUCGAUCCCGAGAAUGCCAAGAAAUGCAUGGCUUGUGCCCAUUGUGUUUCUUUGUGCCCGCACCAAGCACUUUCCUUUAACAACCAACCAGUAGUUCCUCUCCCAAAGUCUCACGAGACAGUUGAAGAUGCUCUCCACACCCGUCGCUCAGUCCGAAACUUCAAAGGUGCACUUACUGAAGAACAGCUGAAGGAGUUAUUUGCCAUCACCUCUUUUUGUCCAUCUGCUUGUAACCUUCGUCCAGUGAAACUUGCUGUGAUCAACCGUCCCAAGAUGACUGAACUUAUAUCUGUUCUAGCGAAGCAAGUAGCUGAGAGCAAUGAUCCCCAAAUUCCUUCAUUCUUCAAAGGAGCUUGCAAAUUACAAGAGAAGUUUGAUGUAAUUGGUCGUGGUGCUCCACACAUGAUUGUCGCAUAUAGUGAUGGUGGAGAUGAAUGGAGUCAUGACGAUGGAUGUAUCAUGUUGACACAAAUAGAAAUGUAUGCCGUCUCUAAAGGGUAUGGGACUUAUUGGUGUGGCUUCAUGAAGGGUCUCUUAACUCCACCAGGUGCUAUGGAUUUGCUUGGACUCAAAGGAAAGAAAUGCAUAGAAUGUUUGGGUCUUGGUAUUCCAGACACUCACUACGUUAACAUGAUCCAAAGAGAGCAGACAGAAGUCACUUACAUCAAUUAA
This is a messenger RNA of Entamoeba invadens IP1, 774 nucleotides long. RefSeq lists its product as hypothetical. The record is from RefSeq and is a predicted model, not a curated record. The transcript has a single exon. NCBI's taxonomy places the organism in Eukaryota, Evosea, Mastigamoebida, Endamoebidae. Gene Ontology annotation, molecular function: oxidoreductase activity. Bases 1 to 774 code for a protein of 257 amino acids.